UUUUUGGUAUACGUUUGGCAAUAUAAUGUUUAUCAACAAAACAUUUAUCGAUUUGGAAAAUAAAUUUAAUGCAAAUAAUAUACUGUAAAUUGCUAUUUCUAACACUUUAUUUGCAUGCAUUAGCUUACUGGACCUCAGGUCAGUGGUACUAACUGGUACUAAACUCCCUUGCUAAUAAAUAUUUAUGGUUUUACAAAUUGAAGAUAAUAUUUUAAGGCAGAAGGCAAUACGUUUAACGAUGAAUGAUGAAAGUCGCCAGGACCCAGAGAAUAGGAGCACGAGCGGCAGAGAUGGACAGCUGGACUUAUUUAAUUUAAUUGGAGGAAGUUGGCCACCAGCACCAAAGGAGCCAGAACACCCUGAGUAUGGGUCACAGCCUCACAGUCCAAAACGAACUAUGCAGCGGCCCACCCAUGAACGCAUCAAGUCUAUAAACCUCAUCAACCACUUGGAGCGCCGAAAAAAUAAACCUACUACAUCCGGGACAAGUAUCAACUCUGACGAAUCUAUCCAAACUACAAAAAUGGUUCAUGAACCUAAAAAAAUCGAAACUGGCCUUUUGGUAGAUGUGUGUAGUGGUGAAACUCAAGAAGAGUUUUACGAUUCUCCAUCUCUGGGAUCGCCCCGGGCGGUGAACGCCAAAGCCAACCAGUCACCACAAGCACUGCAAGAGGACAUCGGAGUAGGGUCCCUAGUAGAAGUCGCCACAGAUGUCGAUCAGAAUUACUACGGCGUAGUAAGGUGGAUCGGCCUGAUUGAUGACAUAGCGACGGCGGGUGUAGAGCUGGAAGAGAGUGUGUGCGGACUGGGUGAUGGCAGUCACCGCGGGCAGCGGCUGUUCGCGUGCGGCGCGGGCCGCGCGCUAUUCGUGCCGCUGCCGCUGUGCCGCCGCGACGCGCGCUUCCGCGACACGCCGCCGCCCGAGCCGCACCACGCCGAGCACUACGACCAGCCCGAGUGCCCCGUGGUGCGCGGCGUGGUGCCGCCGCUGAGCGCGCUGGGCUCGCUGGCGGGCAAGAGCCGCGGCAUCCAGGGCCACCACAACUCGUGCUACCUGGACGCCACGCUCUUCGCCAUGUUCACCUUCACCAGCGUGUUCGACGCGCUGCUCUACCGCCCGCCCGAACCGGAGGACUCGCCCCACUACACGGAGGUGCAGCGCGUGCUGCGCGAGGAGGUGGUGAACCCGCUACGCAAGCACGGCUACGUGCGCGCCGACCGCGUCAUGAAGCUGCGCACGCUGCUCGAGCGCCUCUCCGACGUGCCCGGCCUCACGUCCGAGGAGAAGGACCCUGAAGAAUUUUUAAAUGGUUUAGUAGCACAACUGCUUCGAGCGGAGCCGUUCCUGAAGCUGUCUUCAGGCCAAGAAGCAUAUUGCUAUCAACUGUUUGUGGAGAAAGAUGAACAUGUCACAUUGCCAAGCGUUCAACAACUUCUAGAACAGUCUUUCGCAACUUCAGGAGUCAAACUUAGUGAGGUACCAGCUGCGUUUAUAAUUCAGAUGCCUCGCUUCGGAAAGCAAUACAAACUGUACCAGCGAGUGCAGCCGUCGCCGUUAUUGGAUGUCACUGAUCUCAUAGAAGGAUUGCCGCGGCAGUGCACGGUGUGCGGCGCGCUGGCCCGCUGGGAGUGCGGCGCGUGCGCGGCGGCCGGCGCGCUGGACGCGGGUGCGCUGUGCGCCGCGUGCCUGCGGCUGGCGCACGCCACGCGCCCGCACCACAAGGCGACGCCGCUGUCAGUGUGCGAGGAGUACGCGCCGCUGCUGGAGACGAGCCCCGCGCCGCGCGUGUACAUGGAGCUGUUCGCCGUGCUGUGCAUCGAGACCAGCCACUACGUCGCCUUCGUGAAGACCGGCGCCCCGCACGACGCGCCCUGGUGCUUCUUCGACUCCAUGGCCGACAGGAAGGGAGAGCGCAACGGGUACAACAUCCCGGAGAUCGUGGAGAUCGCGGAGCUGGGCGCGUGGCUGAGCGAGGAGGGCGGGCGCGCGCUGCACGCCGCGGCGCCGCUCGACCGCCAGCUGCCGGCGCCCGCCAAGCGUCUGCUGGCCGACGCCUACAUGUGCUUCUACCGCAGCCCCGACCUCGCCAUGUACCGGUAACGAGCCCGGCGACACCACCUACACCACCUCCACCACCUACACCACCUACACUGUCUCAACUGUAUGUGCAAUCGUGGAGCGCAAACGCACUAGCAGUCUUAAAUUUCGUUGCGAUGCGACAAGAGAGCGAUAUUUUCGAUCCGCCGACAUGUCUUUUUGUCUUCAUGCAAAAUGUCGUAACGCAUUAGUUUUACUCAUCGUCAUCUGUAAAAGUGGAUGACACACUUCAUUGUAAGUGGAAACCAUCACUUAUAGACAGAUUAACACUUGCUGCUCUGUUAAUCAACUCGAGGCGUAGGUGUCCUUCAGACUGAAGCACAACAAUGCUGAUUGGAUUGAAAAAGAAGCAUGGCCGUAGUAAAUCAUUCAUGGUCGAGCUCUGUUAAAAAAAAAUCGACUAGUUUUACUUUUAAACUAAAUAGUUUGUAUACUUCACUAUAUAAUCGAAGGGAAUUCCCAAAAUGUUAGUGCAAAUAUUGGCAUACCUUUGAUAUUUGCAACUUACUUUUCACACAUGCGUUUUUAUAACAAACAUAAUUUAUUUGCUGAGCGAUUUCAGUCUACUAUCAUUAGCCAAACUCUACUAUUAACGGCCGUUUUCAAUAACCUACUCAAGAUUACGAAUAGAUAGCUAUCCUCGAUUAUCAGUAACAGUAAAACUAUCUUUACAUAGUCAAACUAUCUGUCAGUAAGUUAUUGAAAAGUAGAUAUGAACUGAAAAUAGAAAUGACAGAUAAAUAGGUUAUUGAAAACGGCCUUUAGUAUGUAAACUAUGCAAACAUUAAAUGAGAAUGAUGAUGAAAUGAAAAAGUAUUUUAGCAUAAUAUAGUAGCUCUAUUUGUAAUAUACUAUAAAUCUAAUCUUGUAAUUGUAAAUGACUAAUUAAAUAAUAGAAGACGAAAGUCUUCGAACAGUGCGUGUUGCCAGUGAUGACCUAUGGUUCCGAGACUUGGUCGCUAACUAUGGGCCUCAUAAGAAGGCUCAGAGUCACACAGCGGGCGAUGGAACGAGCUAUGUUAGGAGUAUCUCUGCGUGAUCGAAUCAGAAAUGAAGAGAUCCGCAGAAGAACCAAAGUCACCGACAUAGCUCAACGAGUUGCGAAGCUGAAGUGGCAAUGGGCGGGGCACAUAGUUCGAAGAGCCGAUGGACGUUGGGGUCCCAAAGUGCUGGAAUGGCGACCCCGCACUAGUAAGCGCAGUGUUGGCCGACCCCCCACCAGGUGGACUGACGACAUCAAGCGAGUCGCAGGGAUUCGCUGGAUGCAGGCGGCUCAGUAUCGUGAUGUUUGGAAGUCCCUACAAAUAUGCUGACAAAUAUGGCUGAUAUGAUGAUGAUGAUGAUGAUGAAUUAAAUAAUUAUUUAGUUGAUGAAUCCUAACAAAUGAGACAGACCUAUUUUCGUUAGUUUUUGUGUUAUAUAAGUCAUAAUUAUGACGCACACAAACCUUUCUACAAAAGGCAUUCCUAGUUAAUAGAUUUAUGUUUAGAAGCUAUUAAUACUAAUUAGAAAUAAUAAAACUGUAAACAUAUUGUAUAAUUAUUAUUUAUUUGUAAAUUAUUUUUAAAUAACGUAAAAUAGUAUUUAUGUAAAUGAGAUAAUAUUGUGUAAAUAAAAAAUAUAAAACAAUAAGUGUUUUUUUUUUUCCAUUUCCUAAUAAAAAUAGUUUUAUGUAUGUAUUAGAUUCAUUAUUAUCAUAGCUAAUUGUUCCCUUAAAGUAUUAAUUAAUAUCCUUAUAUCUAAAAAUAUUGAACACAUGAAAAAUUAUUAAAAACCACUCACUAAACUAAAAAUAGAAAA
Messenger RNA from Bicyclus anynana (squinting bush brown), 3898 nucleotides. RefSeq names its product ubiquitin carboxyl-terminal hydrolase CYLD (gene CYLD). Gene Ontology annotation, molecular function: K63-linked deubiquitinase activity; cysteine-type deubiquitinase activity. The transcript has 12 exons. The coding region runs from base 185 to 2101 and encodes 638 amino acids. The record is from RefSeq and is a predicted model, not a curated record. Gene Ontology annotation, cellular component: cytosol. Lineage: Eukaryota; Metazoa; Arthropoda; Insecta; Lepidoptera; Nymphalidae. Gene Ontology annotation, biological process: protein K63-linked deubiquitination.